This is a messenger RNA of Neogale vison (American mink), 7089 nucleotides long. RefSeq names its product potassium voltage-gated channel subfamily D member 3 (gene KCND3). The transcript is spliced from 7 exons. Gene Ontology annotation, biological process: protein homooligomerization; potassium ion export across plasma membrane. Gene Ontology annotation, cellular component: voltage-gated potassium channel complex; membrane; neuronal cell body. Gene Ontology annotation, molecular function: protein binding; A-type (transient outward) potassium channel activity. The record is from RefSeq and is a predicted model, not a curated record. Bases 1 to 1968 code for a protein of 655 amino acids. NCBI's taxonomy places the organism in Eukaryota, Metazoa, Chordata, Mammalia, Carnivora, Mustelidae.
AUGGCGGCGGGCGUGGCGGCCUGGCUGCCCUUCGCGCGGGCGGCGGCUAUCGGGUGGAUGCCGGUGGCCAACUGCCCCAUGCCCCUUGCCCCCGCCGACAAGAACAAGCGGCAGGAUGAGCUGAUCGUCCUCAACGUGAGCGGCCGGAGGUUCCAGACCUGGCGGACCACGCUGGAGCGCUACCCGGACACGCUGCUGGGCAGCACGGAGAAGGAGUUCUUCUUCAACGAGGACACCAAGGAGUACUUCUUCGACAGGGACCCCGAAGUGUUCCGCUGCGUGCUCAACUUCUACCGCACGGGGAAGCUGCACUACCCGCGCUACGAGUGCAUCUCGGCCUACGACGACGAGCUGGCCUUCUACGGCAUCCUGCCCGAGAUCAUCGGCGACUGCUGCUACGAGGAGUACAAGGACCGCAAGCGGGAGAACGCCGAGCGCCUCAUGGACGACAACGACUCGGAGAACAACCAGGAGUCCAUGCCGUCGCUCAGCUUCCGCCAGACCAUGUGGCGCGCCUUUGAGAACCCGCACACCAGCACGCUGGCCUUGGUCUUCUACUACGUGACUGGCUUCUUCAUCGCCGUGUCGGUCAUCACCAACGUGGUGGAGACGGUGCCGUGCGGCACGGUGCCCGGGAGCAAGGAGCUGCCGUGCGGUGAGCGCUACUCGGUGGCCUUCUUCUGCCUGGACACGGCCUGUGUCAUGAUCUUCACCGUGGAGUACCUCCUGCGGCUCUUCGCGGCGCCUAGCCGCUACCGCUUCGUCCGCAGCGUCAUGAGCAUCAUCGACGUGGUGGCCAUCAUGCCCUACUACAUCGGCCUGGUCAUGACCAACAACGAGGACGUGUCGGGCGCCUUCGUCACGCUCCGCGUCUUCCGCGUCUUCCGCAUCUUCAAGUUCUCGCGCCACUCCCAGGGCUUGCGGAUCCUGGGCUACACGCUCAAGAGCUGCGCCUCCGAGCUCGGCUUCCUCCUCUUCUCCCUCACCAUGGCCAUCAUCAUCUUUGCCACUGUGAUGUUUUACGCCGAGAAGGGCUCCUCGGCCAGCAAGUUCACGAGCAUCCCCGCCUCGUUUUGGUACACCAUUGUCACCAUGACCACGCUGGGAUAUGGAGAUAUGGUGCCCAAAACAAUUGCAGGGAAAAUUUUUGGCUCCAUCUGUUCCCUGAGUGGCGUCUUGGUCAUUGCCCUGCCGGUCCCUGUGAUUGUUUCCAACUUCAGCCGGAUUUACCACCAGAAUCAGAGAGCUGAUAAACGCAGGGCACAAAAGAAAGCCCGCCUUGCCAGGAUCCGUGUGGCCAAGACAGGCAGCUCCAAUGCCUACCUGCACAGCAAGCGCAACGGGCUCCUCACGGAGGCGCUGGAGCUGAUGGGCACCCCAGAGGAGGAACACGUGGGCAAGAGCACGUCACUCAUUGAGAGCCAGCACCACCACCUGCUGCACUGCCUGGAGAAAACCACUGGGUUGUCCUAUCUUGUGGAUGAUCCCCUGUUAUCUGUACGAACCUCCACCAUCAAGAACCACGAGUUCAUAGAUGAGCAGAUGUUUGAGCAGAACUGCAUGGAGAGCUCGAUGCAGAACUACCCGUCCACGAGAAGCCCCUCACUGUCCAGUCACCCGGGCCUCACGACCACCUGCUGCUCCCGUCGUAGUAAGAAGACCACGCACCUGCCCAACUCCAACCUGCCGGCCACUCGCCUGCGCAGCAUGCAAGAGCUCAGCACGAUCCACAUCCAGGGCAGUGAGCAGCCCUCCCUCACUACCAGUCGCUCCAGCCUUAAUUUGAAAGCAGACGACGGACUGAGACCAAACUGCAAAACGUCCCAGAUCACCACAGCAAUCAUCAGCAUCCCCACCCCGCCAGCGCUAACCCCAGAGGGAGAAAGUCGGCCACCCCCUGCCAGCCCGGGCCCCAACACGAACAUUCCUUCCAUAGCCAGCAAUGUCGUCAAGGUCUCCGCCUUGUAAAACCACUGGACAGAGGGCCAGUGCGGGGAGUGGGAGCGAAGGGGGCUGGCAUGUGGGUGGGUGGCCACUGGGACCACUCCCUCCCCCCCCACCCCCACUUUUUCUGCCCGCCCUGUUGCACCCCUAGCACUGAAACUUGUGCCUGGAAGGGAAAGGAGGCAGCAAAGGGGCACCUGAGGUUCACCGCUGCUGGUGUGGGCGUGGAUGUGGUCGUGGCCCUGGCCCUGGCCCUGUACUACCGCAUCUCGCUGGGGCGAGAGGAAGGGAGAGGGGUAGGGGAUGGGAUGGCAGGGGGUGGUGGAGAGGCUGCGGGCCAGGACAGGGCCUGGAGGGGGGAGCCUCAGACCCAGUAACUCUUGUUUCUGGAGACCCCGGUGAGGAAAACACAAGACCAAGAGCAGCACGGAGGCCAAGUUGUCACAUGCAAAACAGGAAGAAAAUAUAACACUGUGUAUUUAAGCACCUUUUUCAAGGCUCUUAAUGGAUAAUAUUUAUUCAUGGGAAAAGGUGGAAAACAAAACAUCAACGGAUUUUUGUGAAAUAUUUUUCUCCAUGGACCCGAUACCUUUGAACCAAAACAAUGCAUUUUGUGAGGGUUUGUUUUUGUUUUUGUUUUUUUUCCUUCUUUUAUAGCAGAAGCUUUUAGGCUAAGAAGUCAGUUACUGCUGAGUUCUCUCUCCAUCUCCCCAGGUGGGUGAGGUCAACUGAGCCUGGGCACCCCCCUGCCCAGCUGACCUGCACAGAGCUGCCAACUGACCACACAGCAACACUUACCCUCUGUCCGUCCUUUGUCUCUGUCCCUCUCUGCUUUACCCCCCUGGCUGUUCUUCUCUGUGUCUAGCCAUCUGUCUCUACAUGGACCCCAGUGAUCCUGAGACAUGUUAGGAAAACCGUCUCCACUUCCAAGCACCUGCAGACUCCUGCCUGGGAGUUAGAACUGUGUGACUGCCGCUGUGGAAGAGAGAAUAAUAAAGCCAAAGCAGAAGAGUUUAGGGAGGAGGAAGUCUUCUUUAGAGAACGAAGUGCUUCCCUUGCGAUUAGAACCAGUGGUGUUUGCAGUUUCCAUUUCUGGGUGGGGGGAAAGGGAAUGAGCGGAUUUUUCACACUGGGAUCUUGACACAGGAACUAGCCAGGACCUAGGACACGCAGUCGAGUCUGGUGUGGGCCAGUGAAGACAGAACAGAAGAACCCAGGGCUCACAGCUGUAGUGGGCCCCUGGAGCUCCUUAGUUUGUAGCCUUCUUUCUGGACCAUCAUAAAGCCCAUUCAGAAUUCUGCCAAAAGGCCCCAUAAGCAGUUUCUUGCAGAAGGAGCAAGCUUAUGACUGAGGUAACUCCACAGGCUCCAGCAGACUUAAGACUGUGUGCUUCAUGGAGGACGCAUCAAAGUGUGAAAGCAAGUAAGCGAUUCUAGAUGAUUCAUACCUGGCCUGAAACACAUUUGAGGUCUGAAGGGUCUUGGGCCUGAUGUCCCAGAAGGUAACUGAAGUGGGGGCAAAGCCUGAUCACCUCCAUGCAAGGGAGGGAGUGAAUGUUACUUCUGGAGAGCCUGUUCAAGUGGCUGGCACUCUGGCGGGACUGGGAAAGCGUUUCUGGAAUCCUACCAUUUUCACUGUAUAUAGGAGGGCAGGUGGGCCUCAGGGUUCGUAACAAGCCCCUUCCCACCCUCCCUAGUUGCAGUCUCUCUAGCCGGGGCUCUGAGAUACAGAAGCCCCAUAUCCAUUUUACAGGUUAGUGAGCUGCAGUUUCACAAUAAGCCAAGGACCUCUCUGCCUACCACAACCAUCUAGACAAGUUUCACCAGUCGGGAACCUACGAAACACCUUCCGUGGGCUUCCUUAUGACCCCCAGCUCUACUGACCCAGGGGAAGGGGAAGGUCAGUGGGUUCUGAGGUGGCCUCUAAGCAGAAGGUGACCAGAAGGACAGAGGAGAGGGAGCCUUAGACCUUUAUCUCAUGCUAUCCUCGCUGACUACCAACUGAGUCCUUUCCUGGAUCUGGCCUCAAGGAUUUCCCCCUAAUGGGGGACAACCACCCUAUGGAAAUGGGGUGCUUUUGGCCUUCUGAGCCUGCAGUCUAAGUAGACAGAAAAGCUUUACAACUACGGAGGAAUAUAUAUGUGUACACACCCCCACACCACCACUCCCACACACACACCACCAACAACCUAAACACACCGGAGAAUAAGUGCUUAAAUCCAUUCACUUUGUACACAUAUCCCAUUAGGGAAGUCAAAAGACUGGGCUGGACUCCAUGUAGAAGUCAGGCAAAGGACUAGAAAUGGAAUUUUUCCUUUGAAAGAAUGGUAAUGGAACAAAGUCAGGAAUAUUGUAGUAUCUAAGUUUAUAUCAUAAAAACUGAGUGGGGUAAGGGACAAAGAGGGAAAUAGGAAUGCGGUUACAUACACAUACGAAUUGCCCAUGUUUAAAAACAGCUCAUCACAGGAUUAGAAUAAUGACAAUAUCCAACCCAGAGUCUGUUUGAUAGUGCACCAAGGGAGUGUUUUAUUGUGUCCCACAAAAUUAAUGAACCAGCUUUUAAAAUCAUGUCUCAGAUAAUUUCUCAAUUUUUUGCCCUAAUGAACUGUUUUGUGUUCCUUCAACUUCAUUUCUAAGUCCUACAUUAUACCAGUUCCUGAAAGACUUUAGACUAUCCGCUUCAUCUCCAUCGCCCAGUGUAGACUUAGCUGGGGAUAAGAGACCCAGCUCACCUCUGGUCCAAGGGAUGUCAACCCAGGAAAAUGGCUCAUCUACACAACAGAAUACAGCAAGACUACGCUGCUAGAAGACUUUUGUAAGUCAACCAAAAGACCUAAGUGUGCUGAACGGUUUAAUCAAUCUAACUCAUUGGCCAGUGACUGAAGAACCAGGAUAUCAGGGUUUUCUGGAGGCAAGGCCUUUCGGGGGAAAUGACUCUUAAGCUUUCAUAGUUCCUGAAUCACUUCAGCAUAAUAGAAGAUUCCCAAAACCACUUUCCCCAUUUGAUGCCAUUCAGCAUUAGAAAGCAUUAAAAAAUAAUAUAUUAUAGGCUACAUUCAAAUGAAUGGAAACUUAGAAAACAUAGAAUUAAGAAUAUAUCGGAACUAGAAAGGAUUAGGAAUAGCUAAUUGAUUUUACAGUAUAUAGAAGGCUGAGGCCCAGAGAAAUGAAGUGACUUGCUCAAGGUCAUGCAGUCAUUAAUGUCCUAGCUGGGACCAGAACACAAGUCCCUUGGCUGUGAGUCUUGUGCUUUUUCUACUACAGUUGCUGCCUCUCAGAGGAAUGAUGCUUUGGAGAAGACUCAUCAAAGAAAACAUGCUGUAACUAGAGGUAUAGUCUGAUGUGAAUUCAGUAUGGGCUGGACACAGCACUUGGGAACCAUUUCAUUGUACUAAUACAAACCAUCCUUUUGAAACCACCAUUCCCUGGAUAGAACCAGCUAUGGACGAUCAAUUCAGUUAAAAAAAAAAAAAAAGUGAACAAGUUAACAGUUUUCAUUCAGUCAAAUGUUACCUCUUCUCAGGAAGAGAGAGCUAAAACAUUUCAAAGCAUACUUUCUAGAGUCCUUUUGAUCCUUACUACAACCUCUGAUGGUAGCAGGUCAAGGGAAUAAGUCCUUGAUUCACAGAGAAGGAAAAGAGGCAGGAAGAAGAUGAGUGACUUACCCAAGUUCAUACAGCAAGUUAGUGGCAGAACUGAUUGCAAUCCAGGGCUUAAACAUCUUGCCCUAAGAUUUUUCUUCUACAUCCUGUUGCAUUGUUCUGGGGUUUGCUUCUACUUUUAAUACUUGGACUUCCAGGGUAGUCAUUAGUGGGAGGAAGCAUUCCACCAGAACCACUGUGAACCAGGACCUCCAGAAGCGAACUAUACUAUUUCGCCUUCAUCCCCUAUUCUCUUAAAAGUGUCAAGUUCAGGACUAACUGCGUGGAAUGCUGUUUGAAAGACCAGAUGUCCUCAGUGACAGUUGAACAGAUUAGCCUACAAUCACAUGGGAGUUUAAGGUCAACAAGUAGAAAAGUGAGACUAAGAGAAACAAAGAAUUUUAACAGAAAUUAAAGUGGACAGUAAAUGCUGAUCCAUGAUUAAUGAGAGUCACCUUGUGCACGUGCUGAGGACUUUACCUAGUUUUCAGAUUACGUUUCCUGCUGUUCAGGAUCAUGUCACUUAUUUGUCAGAAUAUAGGCAGGAAAAGUGUACAUUGAAACAUGUACCUAGAUUUUUUCCCUCAGCUUAACUUUGCAGAGUUGUUAAGUGGUUGGAAUGGAGCUAAACCUUUGACUCUGAGGUUAUUCAUGAAGUCCAGUGGCCCAGGCUCCCUCACUUCAAUCAUCAGGUCACGACGAGGCAGAAAGAUCCCAAUGCUGUUGUCUAAGGCAGGAUUAGUUUCCCUUCUCAACUAGCUGGUGUGGUAACCAUGACACACGGGAACCUGGAAGAUUUUUAUUUUCCUUUUGUGAUUUCCUUGUGAAAUCUCAUCACGUGCAAAGCUUUACAAUGACUGGACGAAGGAAAAGCAUUUGUAUGACCCAUGACCCUUGGAGCCCAAACAGCAUCAUGAAGAGAAAGUGGCUAUCAGCUUUAAGGGGGUUCUUUUUGAGUCUUGUUCUCUAUUCAGAAUGUUCUACGUUUUUCUCAUCAAGUGUGGGAAUGACAUUUAUCUUAGCAGGUUACUUGACUACACUGGAUGGCAUCAUGCCAAACCAGUGUAGGGCACUGACCCAAGUCCUGGGGGGCUCCUUGGACCAAUAGACUAUUUUACAAACCUGGGAGGUGGGAGGGAUGGUAUAUUUUUGAUAAUCAGACAUUCCAAUGUAAUGUUUUCCUUAGAGGUCACCCCCCACCCCGUUAAUGUUAUCGUGAAAAACAUCAAGUGUGUUCUUUUCUAUUUUCAUAUAAUAAAUGGGCUUUGCUUACCAACAUCUCAAUGGCAAAGAAGAAAUACUGUACAAAACUGCAGGAAGAUAAACAUGUGAACACUUUCUAUGGGGAAAAAAAAACAAAAAAAACCCUUGAGUUUCCGGUCGUCUUCUUUUGAAACUGUAGUGCGUAUGUUAAAACGUAUUAUCAUUUACAGUAUUACUGAGUCACGUGCCACUGCUGUACCUGAUGUGUCCGAUCUGGAUUAAACAGACCAUGUGCCACAAAG